AUGUCUGUGUCAACCUCUCUGUCUCCUUUGGAACUCCUCCCCAAUGAGCUCCUAGACCAGAUUAUCGCCUACUUGACUUCGGAGCCACCGUCAUUUGGACAACUACAUCACACGCCCAGUCUGGAACUCACACAGUCUCCAAUAAAGGACCUUAAGCAUCUUGGACUAUGCUCACGGUGCCUAUUUCAACUUGUACGACCUCAGCUGUUCACUCAUGUCCGGCUUAACCUCCAUGAUGAACCCGACUUCCAUUCUUUUAUGACCAAGUCAGGUCUUGGUCAAUAUGUGACAUCUCUCGUCGCAAUCGCAGAUGAAGCCCCAGAUCGUCAGGUCAACCCGUUAUGGUGGCGCCAAGUCCUCCGCUAUCUAGAUCCCCGCCGUGUUCUAGUAAUCGGGCCGCCGGUCUUCAUUGGCAACACUCUAGAUAGCCCGAUAAACGAUGGACACCAUUGGGCAUUUGAUAUGCCCCUACAGAUAUUGCUUUUGGAACGAGAGUGCAAACCUCGUGACCCAUCCCAACUGCCCGACUUGGAGAAUUAUACUAGUCUCCUAGCAUCACGACCAUGGACAUCGAUGACUUUUAACGAGUCGUCUUCUCUGAAAGCGUACAACCACUACGAGUACUUUCUUUCCUGUGUCCCAUCGGUUCUUGUAGAAUGGGGUACACGUGGGAUACCUGGAACAAGCCGUGAACUUGAACGACCAAUCAGUUUGCCAGCUCUAUUACGCCGCCUCACAUACUUUUCCUACACGGCUGUGUUUCCAUUUUACAAUCACUCGCAAAUUGUAAUGGAUUCUAUCGUGAGAAUGCAUCGCCUGCAACGCCUUGAUGUACAGCUAGCACCCCCUCGAGAUAAUCAUAUCACCGAGCUUGAACAACGAGGGUCUAUGGAUCCUAACGAUCCGUGGAUGGAACUUACAACCUCGUACUCUCUGAUUGGGUAUACUGUGAAUCUUCUGCCCUGUUUACAAGAGUUCAGGUGCGGCGACCUGCAUGUGGAGGCCAUGCGGCAGGAUCUGCUAGCCGUUUUGGACGAUGCCAUCGGGGACAAGGGCUGGGUGCAUGAUGGGCGUGGAGUGUGGAGGCGAGCUUGA
Messenger RNA from Penicillium verrucosum, 1095 nucleotides. RefSeq names its product F-box domain protein. The transcript has a single exon. The record is from RefSeq and is a predicted model, not a curated record. Bases 1 to 1095 code for a protein of 364 amino acids. Lineage: Eukaryota; Fungi; Ascomycota; Eurotiomycetes; Eurotiales; Aspergillaceae.